UCUGAGGAUUAUUAUUUAAACGGAGGCGACUUGGGAGUCUUUGAAUGCUAGACUAGUUUUUCCGAAAUCAACAGAGCUAGUCCGCCGGAAAAUCAAAAAUGACGGAGCAGCUGACGGAGGAGCAGAUCGCCGAGUUCAAGGAAGCCUUUUGCCUCUUCGACAAAGACGGUGAUGGUUGCAUCACUACCAAGGAAUUGGGGACUGUGAUGAGAUCUCUGGGGCAAAAUCCCACUGAAGCUGAAUUGCAAGACAUGAUCAAUGAGGUUGAUGCCGACCAGAACGGCACAAUUGAUUUUUCUGAAUUCCUGAAUUUGAUGGCUAGGAAAAUGAAGGAUACCGAUUCUGAGGAGGAACUAAGAGAAGCCUUCAAGGUCUUUGAUAAGGAUCAGAAUGGCUAUAUUUCUGCUGCAGAGCUUCGACAUGUAAUGGCAAACCUUGGAGAGAAACUGACUGAUGAGGAAGUGGAUGAGAUGAUUCGCGAAGCAGAUGAAGAUGGUGAUGGCCAGGUGAACUAUGACGAGUUUGUCAGGAUGAUGCUUAACAAAUGAACAUUGGACAGUUGUGUAUGUUUUGGAUUCUGAUCAUGGUAGGAAUAUUGGACACGCUUGGUUUGUUGGAGAAUCAGUUGUAGUAUGUUGGCAUUUGGACCCUCAUUAACAAGAUGGGGAUUCUCUUUUGAAUUAGAUG
Fragaria vesca subsp. vesca is the source of this 687-nucleotide messenger RNA. Its product is annotated as calmodulin-like. Lineage: Eukaryota; Viridiplantae; Streptophyta; Magnoliopsida; Rosales; Rosaceae. The record is from RefSeq and is a predicted model, not a curated record. Gene Ontology annotation, molecular function: enzyme regulator activity; calcium ion binding. Bases 99 to 548 code for a protein of 149 amino acids. The transcript has 4 exons.